This is a messenger RNA of Neomonachus schauinslandi (Hawaiian monk seal), 7400 nucleotides long. Its product is annotated as probable ubiquitin carboxyl-terminal hydrolase FAF-X. Gene Ontology annotation, cellular component: nucleus; cytosol. Gene Ontology annotation, biological process: cell migration; protein deubiquitination. The record is from RefSeq and is a predicted model, not a curated record. NCBI's taxonomy places the organism in Eukaryota, Metazoa, Chordata, Mammalia, Carnivora, Phocidae. Gene Ontology annotation, molecular function: cysteine-type endopeptidase activity; cysteine-type deubiquitinase activity.
AUGGCAUCUAGUAAAUUUUUAAAACUGAAAAGAAAAAGUAGUAACAGUGAUGAAAAUACAAUAAGAGAAAGGAAUAAAAAUAGGAACAGUAUUUACGAAUCCAAACCUUCAGUAUCUUUGAAAUACACGGAUUUGAAAAAAGCAAGUUGGACAAAUGCAAGUAAAAAACAACACAAAAAGCUACUAGAGCUGAUUCGUCGUCUUGCAGAAGAUGAUAAAGAUGGAGUGAUGGCACACAAAGUUUUGAACCUGCUUUGGAAUCUGGCCCAUAGUGAUGAUGUGCCUGUAGACAUCAUGGACUUAGCUCUCAGUGCCCACAUAAAAAUACUAGAUUACAGUUGUUCCCAGGAUCGAGACACACAGAAGAUCCAGUGGAUAGAUCGCUUUAUAGAAGAACUUCGUACAAAUGACAAGUGGGUGAUUCCUGCACUGAAACAAAUAAGAGAAAUUUGUAGUUUGUUUGGUGAAGCACCUCAAAAUUUGAGUCAAACUCAGCGAAGUCCCCAUGUAUUUUAUCGUCAUGAUUUAAUCAACCAGCUUCAGCACAAUCAUGCCUUAGUUACUUUGGUAGCAGAAAACCUUGCAACUUACAUGAAUAUUGUUCGACUGUAUGCUAGAGACCAUGAAGAUUAUGACCCACAAACUGUGAGGCCUGGAAGUAGAUACAGUCAUGUUCAAGAAGUCCAAGAACGGCUUAACUUCCUUAGAUUUUUAUUGAAGGAUGGCCAACUGUGGCUCUGUGCUCCUCAGGCAAAACAAAUAUGGAAAUGCUUAGCAGAGAAUGCAGUUUACCUUUGUGAUCGUGAAGCCUGUUUUAAGUGGUAUUCCAAGUUAAUGGGUGAUGAACCAGACUUAGAUCCUGAUAUUAAUAAGGACUUCUUUGAAAGUAAUGUGCUUCAGCUUGAUCCCUCCCUGUUAACUGAAAAUGGAAUGAAAUGUUUUGAACGAUUCUUCAAAGCAGUUAAUUGUCGUGAAGGGAAACUAGUAGCAAAAAGAAGAGCCUAUAUGAUGGAUGAUUUGGAACUAAUAGGAUUAGACUACCUUUGGAGGGCUGUGAUUCGGAAUAAUGAUGGCAUUGCCAACAGAGUUAUAGAUCACCUUAAAGAGAUGUAUACAAACCUUGGCCCCAGGUUACAGGUUAGUCAGGUGGUUAUCCAUGAAGACUUCAUCCAAUCUUGCUUCGAUCGUUUGAAAGCCUCAUAUGAUACAUUAUGUGUUUUGGAUGGUGAUGAAGACAGUAUUAAUUGUGCAAGACAGGAAGCCAUUCGAAUGGUUUGAGUAUUAACUGUUUUAAGGAAAUACAUAAAUGAAUGUGACAGCGAUUCAGAGGAAAGAACAAUUCUGCCUAUGUCAAGAGCAUUCCGUGGUAAACACCUCUCUCUUAUAGUUCGAUUUCCAAACCAUGGCAGACAGGUUGUACUGGACAUAUGGUCUCAUACAAAUGAUACAGUUGGUUCAGUAUGACAAUGUAUUCUCAACUGUAUUAAAGCAAAUGUAGCCCAUACAAAAAUUGAACUCUUCGUGGGUGGUGAGCUAAUAGAUUCUGAAGAUGACAGAAAGCUAAUAGGACAAUUAAACUUAAAAGAUAAAUUGGUAAGUACAGCUAAACUUACACAAGUAAGUUCCAAUAUGCCUUCAAGCCCCGAUAGUUCUUCUGAUUCUUCAACUGGAUCACCUGGCAACCAUUGUAAUCACUACAGUGAUGGUCCCAAUCCAGAAGUGGAAAGCUGUUUGCCUGGGGUGAUAAUGUCACUGCAUCCCAGGUACAUAGCUUUCCUUUGGCAAAUUGCAGACUUAGGUAGCAAUCUGAAUGUGCCACCUCUUAGGGAUGGAGCAAGAAUACUUAUGAAACUUAUGCCCCCAGAUAGCACAACAGUAGAAAAAUUAAGAGCUAUUUGUCUGGAUCAUGCAAAACUUGGAGAAAAUAACCUUGGACCAUCUCUUGAACCACUUUUCUUUGGUCCUUCUGCCUCCCGAGUGCUAUACCUAACAGAGGUCGUUUAUGCCUUGUUAAUGCCUGCUAGUGCACCUUUGGCAGAUGAUUCCUCUGACUUUCAAUUUCACUUCUUAAAAAGUGGUGGCUUACCUCUUGUACUGAGUAUGUUAACAAGAAAUAACUUCCUGCCAAAUACAGAUACAGAAACUCGAAGGGGUGCUUACUUCAAUGGUCUUAAGAUAGCCAAACUCUUGUUAACUGCCAUAGGCUAUGGCCAUGUUCGAGCUGUAGCAGAAGCUUGUCAGCCAGUUGUAGAAGGUGCAGAUCCCAUAACACCGGCUUCAAGACACAUGCCUGAUACUUGUGUAAUUAGAGCUAUACAAAAAAUCAUCUGGGCAUCAGGAUGUGGGGCAUUAGAUUUGGUAUUUAGCCCCAAUGAAGAAAUCACAAAAAUUUAUGAGAUGACCCCCAGUGCAAGCAGUGAGCCAGACAUGGAGGAUGAACAGGUUUGCUGUGAAGCAUUGGAAGUGAUGACAUUAUGUUUUGCUCUGAUUCCAACAGCCUUGGAUGCACUUAGUAAAGAAAAAGCCUGGCAGACAUUUAUCAUCGACUUACUAUUGCACUGUCCCAGCAAAACUGUUCGUCAGUUGGCACAGGAGCAAUUUUUUUUAAUGUGCACAAGAUGUUGCAUGGGACACAGGCCUCUACUUUUCUUCAUUACUCUGCUCUUUACCAUUUUGGGGAGCACAGCAAGAGAGAGAGGUAAACAUUCAGGUGACUAUUUCACUCUUCUACGGCACCUUCUUAAUUACGCUUACAACAGCAAUAUCAACGUACCCAAUGCUGAAGUUCUUCUAAACAAUGAAAUAGAUUGGCUCAAAAGGAUUAGGGAUAACGUUAAAAACACAGGUGAAACAGGUGUUGAAGAGCCAGUCUUGGAAGGUCACCUUGGGGUAACAAAAGAGUUACUAGCCUUUCAAACACCUGAGAAAAAGUAUCAUAUUGGUUGUGAAAAAGGAGGUGCUAAUCUCAUUAAAGAAUUAAUUGAUGAUUUCAUCUUUCCUGCUUCCAAAGUUUACUUGCAAUGUAUGAGAAAUGGAGAACUGCCAACUGAGCAGGCUAUCCCAGUCUGUAGUUCACCUGCUACUAUCAAUGCUGGUUUUGAACUACUUGUAGUAUUAGCUGUUGGCUGUGUAAGGAACCUCAAACAAAUAGUAGACUGUUUGACUGAAAUGUAUUACAUGGGCACAGCAAUAACUACUUGUGAAGCUCUUACUGAAUGGGAGUAUCUACCACCUGUUGGACCCCGCCCAUCAAAAGGAUUUGUGGGACUCAAAAACGCUGGUGCUACUUGUUAUAUGAACUCUGUGAUCCAACAGCUGUACAUGAUUCCUUCCAUCAGAAACAGUGUUCUUGCUGUUGAAGGCACAGGUAGUGAUGUAGAUGAUGAUAUGUUCGGUGAUGAGAAGCAGGACAGUGAGAGUACUGUUGAUCCCCGAGAUGAUGUAUUUGGAUAUCCUCAUCAAUUUGAAGAGAAACCAGCUUUGAGUAAGACAGAAGAUAGGAAAGAAUACAAUAUUGGUGUCCUAAGACAUCUUCAGGUCAUCUUUGGUCAUUUAGCUGCUUCCCGACUACAAUACUAUGUGCCCAGAGGAUUUUGGAAACAGUUCAGGCUUUGGGGUGAACCUGUUAAUCUUCGGGAACAACAUGAUGCCUUAGAGUUUUUUAAUUCUUUGGUGGAUAGUUUAGAUGAAGCUUUAAAAGCUUUAGGACAUCCAGCUAUACUAAGUCAAGUCCUGGGAGGUUCAUUUGCUGAUCAGAAGAUUUGCCAAGGCUGCCCCCAUAGAUACGAGUGUGAAGAAUCUUUUACAACUCUGAAUGUAGAUAUUAGAAAUCACCAAAACCUUCUUGAUUCUUUGGAACAGUAUAUCAAGGGAGAUUUAUUGGAAGGUGCAAAUGCAUAUCGAUGUGAAAAAUGUGAUAAAAAGGUUGAUACAGUAAAGCGCUUGCUAAUUAAAAAGUUGCCUCCUGUUCUUGCUAUCCAAUUGAAACGAUUUGACUAUGACUGGGAAAGAGAAUGUGCAAUUAAAUUCAAUGAUUAUUUUGAAUUUCCACGAGAGUUGGACAUGGAACCUUACACAGUACCAGGUGUUGCAAAACUGGAAGGAAAUAACGUAAACCCACACAGUCAGUUGAUAAAACAGAAUGAGCAGUCUGAAAGUGAGACAACAGAAAGCACAAAAUACAGACUUGUGGGUGUGCUUGUACACAGUGGUCAAGCAAGUGGAGGACAUUAUUAUUCUUACAUCAUUCAGAGGAAUGGUAAAGAUGGUGAGAGAAAUCGCUGGUAUAAAUUUGAUGAUGGAGAUGUAACAGAAUGUAAAAUGGAUGAUGAUGAAGAAAUGAAAAAUCAGUGUUUUGGUGGAGAGUACAUGGGAGAAGUAUUUGAUCAUAUGAUGAAGCGGAUGUCAUACAGGCGGCAAAAAAGAUGGUGGAAUGCUUAUAUACUUUUUUAUGAACGAAUGGACACAGUAGACCAAGAUGAUCAGAUGAUAAGAUAUAUAUCAGAGCUUACUAUCACAAGACCCCAUCAAAUUAUGUCACCAGCCAUUGAGAGAAGUGUUCGAAAACAAAAUGUGCAAUUCAUGCAUAACCGAAUGCAGUACAGUUUAGAAUAUUUUCAGUUUGUGAAAAAACUGCUUACAUGUAAUGGUAUUUAUCUAAGCCCUGCUCCAGGACAAGAUCACUUAUUGCCUGAAGCAGAAGAAAUCACUAUGAUUAGUAUUCAACUUGCAGCUAGAUUCCUCUUUACCACUGGAUUUCACACAAAGAAAAUUGUCCGUGGCCCUGCCAGUGAUUGGUAUGAUGCACUGUGCAUUCUACUCCGUCAUAGCAAAAAUGUGCGAUUUUGGUUUGCUCAUAAUGUUCUUUUUAAUGUUUCAAAUCGCUUCUCUGAAUAUCUCCUUGAGUGCCCUAGUGCCGAAGUGAGGGGUGCAUUUGCAAAACUUAUAGUAUUUAUUGCACAUUUUUCUUUGCAAGAUGGGCCUUGUCCUUCAUCAUUUACAUCUCCUGGACUUUCUGGUCAGGCAUGUGAUAACUUAAGCUUGAGUGAUCACUUACUAAGAGCAGUAUUAAAUCUCCUCAGAAGGGAAGUUUCAGAGCAUGGCCGUCAUUUACAGCAAUAUUUCAAUCUGUUUGUAAUGUAUGCUAAUUUAGGUAUGGCAGAAAAGACACAGCUUCUAAAAUUGAGUGUACCUGCUACAUUUAUGCUAGUGUCUUUAGAUGAAGGACCAGGUCCUCCAAUCAAAUACCAGUAUGCUGAAUUGGGCAAGUUAUAUUCAGUAGUGUCUCAGCUGAUCCGCUGUUGCAAUGUCUCAUCAAGAAUGCAGUCUUCAAUCAAUGGUAAUCCCCCUCUUCCCAAUCCUUUUGGUGAUCCCAAUUUAUCACAGCCUAUAAUGCCAAUUCAGCAGAAUGUGGCAGACAUUUUGUUUGUGAGAACAAGUUAUGUGAAGAAAAUUAUUGAAGACUGCAGUAACUCAGAGGAAACCAUCAAAUUGCUUCGUUUUUGCUGCUGGGAGAAUCCUCAGUUCUCAUCUACUGUCCUCAGUGAACUUCUCUGGCAGGUUGCAUAUUCAUACACCUAUGAACUUCGGCCAUAUUUGGAUUUACUUUUGCAAAUUUUACUUAUUGAAGAUUCUUGGCAGACUCACAGAAUUCAUAAUGCACUUAAAGGAAUCCCAGAUGAUCGAGAUGGUUUGUUUGAUACAAUCCAGCGCUCUAAGAAUCACUAUCAAAAAAGAGCAUACCAAUGUAUAAAAUGUAUGGUAGCACUCUUUAGCAAUUGUCCUGUUGCUUACCAAAUAUUACAGGGUAAUGGAGAUCUUAAAAGAAAGUGGACCUGGGCAGUGGAAUGGCUUGGAGAUGAACUUGAAAGAAGACCUUAUACUGGCAAUCCUCAAUAUGCUUACAAUAGUUGGUCUCCUCCAGUGCAAAGCAAUGAAACAUCAAAUGGUUAUUUCUUAGAGAGAUCACAUAGUGCAAGGAUGACUCUUGCAAAAGCUUGUGAACUCUGUCCAGAGGAGGAGCCAGAUGACCAGGAUGCCCCAGAUGAGCAUGAGUCAUCUCUACCAGAAGAUACCCCAUUGUAUCCUCCUCAUUCAUCUGGCUCUCACUGUCAACAGAAUAAUUAUGUGCAUGGACAGCCAUAUACAGGGCCAGCAGCACAACACUUGAACAGCCAUCAAAAAACUGGCCAGCAUGCACAAGAAAACUUUGAAGGCAAUGAAGAAGUAUCCUCAUCUCAAAUGAAGGAUCAGUGAAAUAUCUAUCAUAACUGCUUCCUUUAAGACCAUGCACUCAGGCCUUACUGUCCAAACUUCUUCUGUGUCUGGCUAGUAUUCAAAACUAGAGAAACUGUUCAACACGGAGUGGAAAGUCUAUUCACUGUCUCAUUUGCAGAAAUUUGCGGUCAAUAUAUAUAAGCCACCUGCAGGGGAAAGUGUUUAGUGUUUUGUAUUAAAUGGCUGAUACAAAUAUGUAAAUGGCAAAGAUGUAUAUAGUAUAUUAAUGUUUGACUGUUAAUUCUUAACCAAGAAAAAAAAUUUUUUGAUGAAGAGUCAGUUCUACAAAAAAAUAAUUUUCUUGUUAUGUGUGCUGCAUUCUGCAUCCAGUAUUGUCUGCUUCAUGGCAGUUGUAUCAAAUCCUUUACCAAAAAUAAAACCAAAAGUAAUAUAAAACACCCCAUCCAUAAUAAUCACACCAUUGGUUUCUUGUUAAUUCUAGUUACUACAGCCAUGUCAGGCUGAUUGGUAACCUUUCAAUUAUAUGGAUGAUGUGGAAAAAUUGGUGAUGUAACAUUGUGUCUGGAUAUUUUUCAUUACCUUUUUAUUCUGAUUAAUCACUUUAAAGCUAUAGUGAUGCUGUAACAUUUAGCAUGGCCUCACACUAAGUUUGUGUAGCCAGUGAAGACAAAAUCACCUGAGUGACAGCAGUUUCCCCAAAGUGACAGUUGUGUUACCCAGAGGUUUUAUUUCUUACACCUAGAGUACAUAUAAAACAAGAGGGAAAAUGUGACAAAGAGGCACUUUUCAGUUACUCAUAUGUUCUUAAUUUUUAAGUUUGACAGUUCAGUCUCUUGUUGGGAUAAAGAAUGUGAAAAUACUGGUUUUAGGAAUUUUAAAACAUUAAAAAGAAUAUGCAAAGUUUUGCUACCCCAGAAUGUGUGGAGCAUAAUAGACGACUGUAUUUUGUGUGCUUGUUUUGUUUUAUGAUAGAGUUUAUUAGGUGCAACUUUUACAGAAGCCCACUGAACUGGACAUAAUCAAAAUCCCACAAUAUUUUGAAGUACCCUUGCAACUAGAUAUAUGACUGAUUUUCUAGUCAGUCACAGUUUUACUUGAAAGCAAGCAUUGUUCCAGUUCCUUUUCCAUUCCAAAACUCUUAUGUUGGUAUUUAAUUAAACUUC